Molecule: messenger RNA, 993 nt
Organism: Seminavis robusta
Lineage: Eukaryota; Bacillariophyta; Bacillariophyceae; Naviculales; Naviculaceae
Source: the annotation of a GenBank genome assembly
AUGCGCCUCAAUGGAGAAGAAUACCUUGGGUUGUUGAUCAAACAGGCAAACCCCAAUGCUACACAAAUUGAGAUUGGUGCUGUGGCAAUGGAACAAGUCCAAAAUCUUGGUGCCGCGGUGGGAAUGUUUACAGAGCACAUCCAGAAAUCCAACCUUGUGGGGCAAGCUGACACUGACCUUGCUCUUUCCAUGACUGACUUUGCUGCCAAGCAUGGGUUCAGCAUCUAUUUGGAAGCACUUCAACCUUUUGCUUUGGGGUAUGGAUAUGCAUACUUUGACAAAAUCCCUGCUGCUUCCGUCAUGAAACUCAUUGUUUCUGCCACAGAGCAGAGAAGUCGAUAUCCCUUUGUUGGCUUUCCUUGUGGAACCCAAUCUCUGGCGGAAGGCAUGGCUGCAACACUGGAAGACAUCCGAUUGAGUGCUCCUGUGACAAAGGUUGAGAAGUUGGACAAUGGCCUUGAAGUUCAGGCUGAUGGCCAGCCAACCGAGACUUAUGACAAGGUUAUCUUUGCCACAACUCUGGACCUUGUUCGAUCCAUGAUGACAUUGGCACCUGAGGUGGACGAGCUCUUUUCCACGCUGUUCACUCUUCGUUAUUUCACCACCGUUUGCAAGCAGGAAGGUAUCACCAUUACAAACACUCUUGACUUUUAUGCUGCUGGCACCUAUGAAGCCAACCAAAACAGCAUUGCUUUGAUUGCUUGGACAGCAAACCCAACUGAAGUUGCCACAACUGUCUACCAGUUUGCUAGCCCAGAUGCCUCCCUUUCUGAUUUGAGCGAUAGAAUGAUGGCUGAACUCCAGUCUUUUUGGGGUGCCAAUGUGACCGAGAUCAUUCUCCAGCGGGAAUGGACCAACUACUAUUCCCAAGUGAGUGUUGAUGACUUUGCAGCUGGCUUCUUUGAUCAAGUGGAUGCACUGCAGGGUGAGGAUGGCAUCUACUACGUGGGUAGUCAAUUCUCAUUUGAAACAUUGUCAGCUACCAUUUUUUAA